UUUAAUAUUUUCUUAUCGAAUUUAGUCUAUCUUGAUAAAUUAAAAAUGGAAAAAUUACCAAUUUGUGUUUGUACAAAAAAUGAAUGCGAAAAAAAAUCAAAAUAUUUGACUGUCAAUAAAUUGGCCCAAAUUAAGUUAUGUAUUAGUAAUAUUAUCGAAUUGGAUCUUAGCUCAAGUAAACUUAAAGAAAUACCAGAAUUCAUAGAGUCUCUUGAAAAACUGACAAAAAUUAAUUUUUCAUCAAAUGAAUUAUCUCAACUUCCUACUUCUUUUGUCAAAUUGAAUCAAUUAACUUACAUAAAUAUAUCUUACAAUUUAUUUUCAAAACUUCCUGAAUGUAUUAUCAGUGGAAUUUCAUCUUUAGAAAUACUUGAUAUAUCUCACAAUUUAUUAAAUAGUAUUAAUUUUAAGCCUUUAAGCAUUAAUAAUUUAAAAAUACUAAACAUCAGCAAUAAUCCAAAUUUAUCUAGUUUUCCACAGUGGUUAUGGUCACCUGAGUGUAAAUCUUUAAAAUCCUUGGAUAUAUCAUUCACAAAAUGUUUAGAAAACUUAGAACCAGAUCCUUAUAUGAAUAUGUAUGGCAUCGCUAACAAUUUAAGUUACCUUAAUAUAUCUAAUACCAAUUCACAAGCUCAUAACUUAGAGUUUAUAAAACACUUGAAGCAUUUAAAAAAUGUUAUAUUUGAUAAUAUUGAGUCAUUAAGAAACAACGGCAACUAUUUAAAUGAUAUCCCAUUAAUUUUCAAUUAUCGUUUUAAAUUCGUUACUUCUUUGAGUAUGAAGAAUAUAAACUUAUCAAGUAUAAGGAAAGAAAUAUAUUUUAUUUUGCCCAAUUUAGUUAACCUAGAUUUAUCAAAAAAUGAAAUUUUCUCUUUGCCAGAAACAAUCAGCAAGAUGACAAAUUUAGAAUUUUGUGAUUUUUCUGACAAUCAAAUACUAUCAGUACCAGAAUGUUUUAAAAGUUUGAAGAAAAUGAAAAAAAUGGUUUUAAGUUGCAAUAAUCUAUCAAAAUUACCUAAUAUUUUUGAUGAUAUGAUAGAUUUGGAAUGGCUAGAUUUAUACAAUAAUAAACUAAUUACUUGUCCAUCUUUAGACAAAAACUCAAAUAUAAAGUUCUUGGACUGCGAACAAAAUAAUUUUUCUGUUAAAAAUAAAUUUUAUAGAAGACUUCUAGAUAAUUUACGCAAAGAAUUAGUUCAAAAUAAUCGUUUAAUUGGUCGAGUGAGUAUUGAUGAACCAGAUGUCUUAGAUUCAAAUGAGUUUAAUGAUAAUAGUUCUUCUAGUAGUCUAUAUUCUACAACGUUUAAUAGUUCUACAUCUUCUAUUACUGAUAAUUUUAUAGACUCAAAUUUUGUUGAAGAUCUCUGGGAAGAAAAUAAUUAUAAAGUAUUUUCUGAAGAAUUUGAUCCUAAAGAUUUUGAACAAAGCCUUAAAGAAGAAUUAUCAAAAAUUAAACUAGUAAACAAUGAAAAAAGAUCUGUAAUAAAAAAUCAAAGUAUUCAUUUUGGAAUAGAACAUUAUUUUCGUCCAAGUGAUGAUCACUCCAAAAUAUCUUAUAGAACAAAUUAUAAUUUAAUGAAAUAGUUUUUUAAAUUUAAAUUUAUAAUGUAGUAAUACAAAUUCUAUUAAUAGUUUAAUAAUUAUUAUAUUAACACAAAUACUUACAAAGACUAAAAUUUUUUGUUAAAAAAUAUUUAAAAUUUUAUUGUAAAAAAAGUUAUAUAUAUAUAUAUAUACACAUGUGUUGUGUGUGUGUAUACACCAUGUAUAUUCUACUAAAAUAAUUUGUAAUAAAUGUCUAGUUAUAAAAAAUGUUUUUAAAAUAAUUAUAAAACUUUUUUUAUCAAAAAUAAAUUAAAUAUUUCUACAAU
Daktulosphaira vitifoliae (grape phylloxera) is the source of this 1871-nucleotide messenger RNA. Its product is annotated as leucine-rich repeat-containing protein 1-like. The record is from RefSeq and is a predicted model, not a curated record. The transcript is spliced from 6 exons. Lineage: Eukaryota; Metazoa; Arthropoda; Insecta; Hemiptera; Phylloxeridae. The coding region runs from base 46 to 1584 and encodes 512 amino acids. Gene Ontology annotation, molecular function: protein binding.